Molecule: messenger RNA, 4842 nt
Organism: Crotalus tigris (Tiger rattlesnake)
Lineage: Eukaryota; Metazoa; Chordata; Lepidosauria; Squamata; Viperidae
Gene: EVA1C
Product: eva-1 homolog C
Exons: 9
Coding region: 3402-4742 (446 amino acids)
Cellular component (GO): extracellular region
Molecular function (GO): carbohydrate binding; heparin binding
Source: RefSeq, a predicted model, not a curated record
AUCCGCGAAAUUACAACAGACGGGUUCCUAAAGCAGUCAGCCAGUCUGAGCUCUGUGGGGCAGUGGCGCAGGCCAGGGUCCACCUCGUUGCCCAGAGGAGCAAAAGAGGACGUGAUUCAUUGCGGUUUCUAUAUAAAAAGAAUGAUUGCAUACAAAUGAAGCAUUCUGGAUUCUUGACAAGACUCCAAUAUCAUGUCCCUUUUAGAGUGCAACUGAGAUAGAUGAUCCUAGAUUUCCUUUUAAAUCUGGCUUUGUCACCGGUUGGGUUGGGAAAGCUGAAAACAAAGUUGCUUAAAAAAAUUCUACAAAUGUAGCAUGUGAAUGCUUUUAGAAGAUAUUAUCAGUGAAAAGACACAAUUAUAAAACUGACUGGAUGACACAAACCUAAAAAGUACUUGAACUGCCAUUUAAGCAGUUUGUUUCUUAAUGGCCACAAGUACACAAAAUAGAAUAAACAGCUAUUGAAAGAAAAAAUGUUGGGACCACAGGUUUUCUUCCUGUAUUAAUCACAUGGACAUGGAACCAUGUCAUCUCCUGUUGGCCAUAUCUUAUAUGUACACGUAUAAAUUGAUUUCCCAGAGUUCAGGUUUGCAGGUCGUCUAAGGCUGUAUUCAUACAGCAAACUUAAUUUAAUUUUGAAUUUACGUAUUUUUAAAAAUUCACACAAUGCAGGCCGAGUUUGUACAACAUGGCAAACAACUAAAAAAAACUAACCUACUCAAUUUGGCUGGGUUCACACAAUGACAGCCUUAAUGAGCUUUCAAACCUCAAGGUAGAGAUUUUUAGAUUGCAGUCAACUUUUAUUAAAUAAGGUGUCAAAGUUCCAGCUGAUGAUCCCAAUGAAGUAAGCACAUCUGAGAUAUUACGAUCUCUAAUGCAAAACUUUAUUGAGCACAGCAUAACCAGCACUAAUGAAUGGAAAACCAAUUCUGGCAAUAUGGCGCCAGAAAGAUAGUUUAAAAAGUAAAACUUUCUCUUCCCUCUCUGAUAGCUCAAGUCACAUUGUCCAAUUAAUCUUCAGGCCAUUGUUAUGAAAAGAAAGCCUCUGCUUGCCGUAACAUAUCUUCUGCGACCUUGCUUCCCAUAGGGAUAGAAACCACCUCCACAUUCCAUACAUUCUCCUUCCCCCUUGGAACUGUUCACAAGCUAGAAGCGGCAUGGCUGUCCUAGUGCAAGCAAUCCUCCUAGCUUGACAUAAGGUCCAAAUCAGCUUGCUGUUCAAGAUGCAAUUCAAGAAAUAAAAUAUUAACUCGCAUGGUGUGGAUUUGCCUUACUACUGCCACAUUUGGUGCUGAAAUCAAGAGGAUUAAUUUGAUUCUGGAUAGAUUGCUGUAUAUUAAAGAUGAAUGAGUUCCUUUUAAUGCUCCCCAAUAUGAGAAAUCUAGCAAAAACUGUGGAACUAUCAUCUGGCUAACAGAAAUUAUGACACAGCACCGAAAGGAGAAAGCUACCCCAAUAUGCAAGAAUAGAUUACUGCUAUGUGUUCUUUGUCAGUGUUUGAAUUAGGCUAUUAAAUUCAACUUCAUCACUAAUUUUGAGAUUGUCAUAUUGCCAUAGUGAUGUGCAUAUAUUACUUUGAUAUAAUAGAACUUUUAAAUGCAGAGUCAAAAGCAAACAACAUUAAGAUUCAGCCUUUCCUUGAUAUGUGAACUUGGUACAUAUUGGGGAUUGAGACGGGCAUUCUGCAUUACCCACAACUAUUUGAAGCUCCUUCAAAUAUUAAAACAUGAAGGCUGAAAUAAAAAGAGUAUUAUAAAGACAAACUAUUAACAUAACACAAAAAUGUAUAAAAUUAUGGACAAAAGCUACUACUUUUUAUUGGAUUUGGCAAAAAAAAUCUAUCAUAAAUUCCAUUGACCUUCCUCCACCCAUUUUAUAAUCUCUUCCAAAAUCUGUAUUAUUAAUGUAGAUAGAAAUUAUUGGAAUUACUACAUAAGAAGUAGUAAUAGUAUCCACUAUUUCAUUUUGAUUUCUGAGCUUCCUGACAUGUUAGAUCCCAUAAAGUAUAUUCAUUUAAGUAUUUCAGGACAGAAGGCAAGUGUACUGAAAUUUAUAUUUCUUCUCAAGAAAAAAAUUAUCUUUUUAUUUUCUUCCUCGUAUCCUGCCUUUAUUAUUUUUAUAAAUAACUCAAGUGAUAAACAUACCUAAUACUUCUUCCUCUUCCUAUUUUCUCCAUAAUAACAACCACCCUGUGUAAGGUGAGUUGGGCUGAGAGAGACUGGCCCAAAAGCUUUCUUGCCAAGGUGGUUUCUGAAUGGUGAAUGCCUUUGCAAUCUGUCCAAGAAAUGCAUUUUUAACUAAUUCUUAAAUAUUAACAGUAGACGCAUCCAAAUGCAUUUGGCUACAAGUGUCUCCUCAGAAAACAUAACUAUCAUAAUUGAGGUCAGUGGGAAAUGUUCAUCAUUUUUGGAAGGCAACAGAUGGAAGAAGAGACUGGCAAUGACAGCUUUGAAAGGAUUGUGUUCACUUCACAUUCCUUAAAAUUUUGCUGUAAGAGGCUAACAUCGCUAUUAACUCUCCACUACUUAAAGGGUGCAGAGAAUUUGAACUGCACGCCAUUCAUCGUGAUCGAAAAUAAGGGUUGAGAGAAGGGAGAGACGGUCUUUUUUUUUUAUUGUUUCCUAUGUUCACUUUCAGAGUAAUCAUAUCCACGUCUAUUCAGACGCUUUAGCCCCGUCGAUGCCCUACAGGACGGCAGCCCUGUAAUCUCUAUCCCCACCUCAGCACUUACAUGCGGCGGCAGCACCAGCAAUAACCAGGCAGCGCGUGAAGUGGGAUGGGGUGGGCUCUCGGUGGGGUGCGUUAGCUGGGGCAUGGCCAAAAACCAGCCCGGAGCAGCAUCUAGGAGGAGGAGGAGGAGGAGGGGGAGGGGGAGGAGGAGGAGGAGGAGAAGAAGAAGAGGAGGAGGAGGCGGUGGUGGUCAAGGUGACAAAGACAGUCUUCGAAGGAGACUGGCCAGAAAGGGAUGAAGGGAGCCUAACGGGAAGCAGAAGCGGAGAGCCACUGCGUGGCAAUCAACACUGAGCUAACUAGCCGGCCGGUCAAGGCUGCGCCGGCUCCUCCGCACUAAGCGCCCGCCGUCCCGCCGGCUUUGGGAAGGGUUUCCUGGCUUCCCCGCUGCUCUCAGCCAACGCGCAAACAGCCGCGCCGCGCCCUUCGCUGUUCCAAGCGCGCCGCGGGCUGCAUCUGGCUGGGAUUUCCUCUUCGGGGAAAGUGCGUGGAAGCUGGGCGAAGGUUCCGCGCCGCGUUGCUGUGCCCGCCGGUUCCUGCCCCUUUCCUUCGCCUCCCUCUCCCUCGCGGGGUUGGUCUCCCUCGGCCGCUCCGGUCCUGGGAAGGACAGGGACUCUCUUGGCUGGAGCCGUCAUGUGACCCGAUUGGGCUGCUUGGAUCGGCGCCGCACCAUGAGUGAAGUGGGGGCUGGGCAGAGCGCGAGCCGGCGCCAGGUAGCGGCCGGGGGGCUGCUGCUCCGUCGCCUCUUCUGCCUGCUCCUGGUUUGGACCAAAGAGAGUGCCGGGCUGGCUGACUUUUCAGGUUACCUAACCAAACUCCUGCGAAACCAUACCGUUUAUGCCUGUGACGGUGAUCAUUUGAGUCUCCAGUGUCCUCGGCAUUCAACAAUAAGUGUCCAAUCUGCAUAUUAUGGGCAAGCUUACCACUUGUGUAGUGCACAGCAACCUGAAGUCAUGGCGAGAGAGGCACUAAACUGUGUGGCACCUACUACCUUGCAGAAAGUAUUCGAUGAAUGCCAGGACCUGAGAGACUGCCAACUCCUUGUUAAUAGUCGACUUUUUGGAUCUGAGUUAUGUCCAGGAGUCACUAAAUACCUCCUAGUCUCCUUUAAGUGCCGACCUAGUGAAUAUAAAACUAGAUCAGUGUGUGAAAAUGAAGAACUGAAACUACACUGUCAUGAAUCAAAAUUUCUUAAUAUCUACUCAGCCUCUUAUGGCAGAUCUGCCCAUGAAAUGCACUUCUGUUCAACAAAAAUGAAUCACCUUCCCCAAUAUGAUUGUUUUUCCUAUUCAGCUUUAGAAGUCUUGUCGAAGAAGUGCUAUGGGAAACAAAGGUGUAAAAUUAUUGCUAACAAUCAUAACUUUGGAAGACCAUGCAUGCCUGGGGUGAAAAAAUAUCUCAAUGUCAGCUAUGCAUGUGUUCCCAAAUUCAUACUGGCAGCAAUUGAUCCAAUGGUUACCAUACUCCCUCCUUCUUGGAAGCCAAAAGAAGUUGAAUAUGAUAUAAAUUUUGAUCCAAAAGAAUCAAGAAUUCCAAAGAAGGAAGGAAUUAUAAUUAGCAGCAGUUUGGCUACAUUUGCAUACAUUAGAGAUCACCUUGAAAGAGCUGCUCUCUUGUUUGUGUCUAGUGUUUGUAUUGGCCUAAUGCUCACAGUUUGUGCUCUGGUAAUGCACAUUUCUUGCUGCGAUGAUAUGUUAAAGCUACGGAGGAUGAAAAAGCAUCUAGUGCUAGAAAAUCAGAAGGCUGAUAGAAACAAUGAAGAUGAGGAAAAAGAGGAAGAGGAAGAGAGAGAAGAAUCUUCUGUUUCAGAUUUUACUGAUGAACUAACAGGAUUAUGCAGGACUUCAUAUACAGCUUAUUGUGCCCUGGAUGCAGCCGAAUUGGCUGAGAGGAUAGAGAGGCGAGAACAAAUCAUGCAAGAAAUCUGGAUGAACAGUGGCUUGGAAGCAUCUCCUACCAGAAGCUUCAGCCCAUUCUAUAUCAAUGAACAGCAGUGCAUUUGUUUUGGAUAACAUGCACCUCUUUUCUUAAACUACCUUCUGUGAAGGAUCAUCUGCAAUGUAAUGUAAUAAUUAUUACAAAGCUAUAUAAAUAAUUUAAAAUACCUUAAAA